GGUUCCGGGGCCGCCCCCGCGCAGCCGCCGCUGCUCCGCGGGCCGGGCCGGGAGCGGCCGGGAGCGGGGAUCGGCACCGGGACAGGCAGCGGCUCCGGGAGGCUCCGGGAGCCCCGGGCCGGGCUGAUGCAGGGCUCGGCGCGGCGCCGGCCCUUCCCCGCCGCGGCCCCGGGCUCGCCCCCGCCCGCCGGGCCGCUCUACCCGGGCAGGCAUGGGGCGGGGAAGGCCGAGGACACCUUCAGGACGGCCCCGUUCCACCUGGACCUGUGGUUCUACUUCACCCUGCAGAACUGGGUGCUGGAUUUCGGGCGCCCCAUUGCCAUGCUCGUGCUGCCCCUGGAGUGGUUUCCCCUGAACAAACCCAGCGCUGGAGAUUAUUUCCACAUGGCUUACAACGUCAUCACCCCCUUCCUGCUGCUGAAGCUGAUCGAGAGGUCCCCGCGGACCCUGCCCCGCUCCAUGGUGCACCUGAGCAUCAUCACCUUCGUGAUGGGCGCCAGCAUCCACCUGGUGGGGGACUCUGUGAACCACCGGCUGAUCUUCAGUGGGUACCAGCACCACCUGAGCGUGCGGGAGAACCCCAUCAUCAGGGACCUCAAACCAGAGACUCUGAUCGACUCCUUCGAGCUGCUCUACUACUACGACGAGUACCUGGGGCACUGCAUGUGGUACAUCCCGUUUUUCCUGAUCCUGUUCAUUUACUUCAGCGGCUGCUUCACGCCCGCGGCGCAGCAGCGCAGGAUGCCCGCGGCCGCGCUGCUCCUGGUGGGGCCCAGCAGCCUCUACUACUGGUACCUGGUGACCGAGGGCCAGAUCUUCAUCCUCUACCUCUUCACCUUCUUCGCCAUGCUGGCGCUGGUGACGCGGCAGCGGCGCCGGGGGCUGGCGCUGGACAGCAACGGGCGCUUCCUGCUGCUCUCCUUCAUCCUCACCCUCCUCCUCAUCGCCGCCUGGGUGGGCUGGCUCUGGGACGACCAAACCCUGCGCAGGAAAUACCCGGGCGUCAUCUACGUCCCCGAGCCCUGGGCCUUCUACACCCUGCACAUGAGCACCCGGCACGGGGGGCCCCGGGAAGUUUGAUAUUCUCCAGGGGAGGGGGGAGAAAAAGGGGGAAAAAAGAGAAAUUUAGUUUUUCUAAUGUAGGUCCGUGUGUUUGCAAUAAAUUCCCGAGCGAUG
Prinia subflava (tawny-flanked prinia) is the source of this 1176-nucleotide messenger RNA. RefSeq names its product CLN6 transmembrane ER protein (gene CLN6). Gene Ontology annotation, cellular component: membrane; endoplasmic reticulum. NCBI's taxonomy places the organism in Eukaryota, Metazoa, Chordata, Aves, Passeriformes, Cisticolidae. Gene Ontology annotation, biological process: lysosome organization. The record is from RefSeq and is a predicted model, not a curated record.